AUGGCCGACGAAGAUUUCCAAUCUCGCGUUGCGAAAAUCUUCGGAUCUCUCGCCUUCUCUCGUUCCAAUUCUUCUACCGUAUCCACGUCUUCUGCUCCGGCGUCGCGGCAGCAAUCGGGCUCGGUUUGGUCUCUCUCCGAUUCAGACGUGGAGAAGCGUGAGUGGAAGCGAGAACAGCUGGCUUCGUACGAUAGGGAAGAGAUGCCUUGUGCGUCGUCGUUCGACGAGUUAUUGAGACAACAGAGGAUCUCGACCAAUGGUCGGAAGCCGUGCGACGGUGAUCUCGAAGAUCUUGAUUGCGGCGAGGAUGAUCGAGUUGAAGGUGCUAACGAAGGUUUCGAUGAUGAUUGGAGUAUCAGAGCCUCGAUGGGUCUUGAUCGCACUCUCGACGACGAGGAAGAGGAAGAUGAGUUUGAUAAAGUUGCACUAGGGAAAGAGAGUGGCAGUGAAGGCUUGUCUGUUAUGAAUGAUGACCUUUCCAAAUCGUGUGGCGGGCGGAUUCGGGAUCCUCGUGCUAAUUAUGUGGCUGCUAAAAUUAGGCUGAUGGAAGAUGAAAUCGAGGCCAAAAAACUUAGCGCUUCUGGCGAUCAUUCCUCGAGAAGUAAAGACCCACCACACUCAGAUGAAUCAUCCAAAGCUGUUCCACCGAAACCUAUACUCAAAAGGAAGGAGACCAGUUCAGAUUCAGAAGCAAGGUCGAGUAAACGAGUCAGGUUUGAUUUUGUAUCUGAAGAAACAUCGAAGAAGCCUGAAGAUACUUGUUCAGCUUCUGCUUCCUCAAAAAGCGAAUCUCUUCAGGGUAAAGCUGAUCCUCGGGUACCAGAUUACUUGCAAAAUCCUUCAAAGUACACUUGUUACAGCUUUGAUCCAUCUUGUGAAUCGAAUGAGAAGUCCCCAACAGCAGAGUACAUGGACAUUCCCAAGGUUGUUGAAGGAAUGACAACUCUAGAGUCAGAAUCAUUCAAGAAAGUCUCCUUUAUUCCGCAGAAGAAGACGAAUGACCUAAAAGAAGACAGUAGUAACUGUAGUGAGACGAAGCCUAUAGUAGCUGAACAGGGGGCAGAAGAUGAGAGACCAAAUGCAACAGCAGAUGGGGAUACUGAGAUAGAAGAAUCAGAGAGCUGCACCAGUUUCCAAAGGAACGGUCGUCAAUACCGUGCCAAGCAAAGUUUAGAUGAAAAAGACGUCUGA
Messenger RNA from Arabis nemorensis, 1191 nucleotides. The record is from the annotation of a GenBank genome assembly. NCBI's taxonomy places the organism in Eukaryota, Viridiplantae, Streptophyta, Magnoliopsida, Brassicales, Brassicaceae.